Molecule: messenger RNA, 2119 nt
Organism: Platichthys flesus (European flounder)
Lineage: Eukaryota; Metazoa; Chordata; Actinopteri; Pleuronectiformes; Pleuronectidae
Gene: mlc1
Product: modulator of VRAC current 1
Exons: 12
Coding region: 321-1535 (404 amino acids)
Biological process (GO): regulation of response to osmotic stress
Cellular component (GO): cytoplasmic vesicle; plasma membrane; endoplasmic reticulum
Source: RefSeq, a predicted model, not a curated record
UGUUUCAGCUCCACGCUUUGAAGAACUCAAAAACAAAAACUUUUCAGAAACUGUUUCUAAGAGACGUUGUGUAAAGAGAGGGAGAAGGAGAGAGAGAAAAGAGGAGGAGAGUGGGACCAAACGUGAGUGUAAGCGUGAGAGAGAUGGGUCGCACGAGGAGCCGCAUACAGACAGAAGCCGUCUUCCAUGUGCUGGUUUGAUCCCAGUGGCUGAGGGAUACCGUUGUUGGACUGUGUCUGCAAGAGACUCCAAAGCAGAGGUUGUUAUCCUCGCUGAUCGUUUACCCAUUCGAUCCCCAGUCGUCCACCAUUGCCUCAGAGAUGCAGUGUGAGGACCUGUCAGCCAGAGAGGAGUUCACCUACAGCCACAUGCCCACUCUGGAGAGAGGUGGCGGCUCGCUGGGACGGCGUGGAGACAGGGGACUGGAGAGAAGGCCAGACAGGGGGGAGCGGGACAGACCCGAGCGGGAUAGCUACACAGUGGACGUGAGGGCCAGUGACCUGCAGCUGGCCCAGCCGGAGCAUCUAAAGCACCCCUGCUUCAGCUACAGGGCCUGGCUCUACAGUGUCCUCAUAGGGGGCAGUCUGCUCAUCACAUCUGGGUUCUCCCUGUACCUGGGAAACGUGUUUCCUGUUGCGAUGGACUACCUGCGCUGUGCUGCGGGCUCUGGCCUCCCUGCAGCCAUAGCCAGUUUUGCCAUCGCCAAGAACAGACAUGUUGCAGUGUCAGAUUUCCAGGUGGUCUAUGUGUCAACGUUUGCUGUAACAACCACCUGCCUGGUUUGGUUUGGCUGUAAACUGGUCCUGAACCCCUCUGCUGUCAAUAUCAACUUUAACCUCAUCUUGAUGAUUGUGCUGGAGGUGUUGAUGGCCAGUACUGUCAUCCUGUCAGCCCGCUCUGCAGAGGACUGCUGCUGCCACAGGAAGUCGGUGACAUAUGACAGACCCCUGGUUAUAAAGCCUGCAGUGUUCCCUGCUCGACUCCUCAAAGCAUAUUCUGUGAUUGAAAUGAUUGUGGGGAUCUCAGCUGUGUUCGGAGGCAUCAUUGCCCUCAACAUGGACGCUUUGCUACCAGGUCCCUACUUGUCCGUCACAUUUUUCUGGAUCCUUGUGGCUUGUUUUCCCAGUGCUAUUGCAAGCCAUGUUGUAUCAGAAUAUCCCAACAAAUGCCUGGUGGAGGUGCUGAUCGCCAUCAGCAGUGUGACGUCUCCCCUGCUCUUUUCAGCCUCGGGCUUCCUCUCUUCAAGCGUGAUCAGCUUCAUCGAAAUUUUCCUGCACGAUGUGCCCACAGAAAAGCAAUCCUACGACAUCCUGCUGCUGAUUCUCAUGGUGCUGCUGCUGGUGCAGGCAGUUCUGACUUCAGCCACUGUGGUGCACUGUGCCUCCUACAAGAGUCAGCUCCGCAUGGGGGCUCCAGAGUGCGGGGAGAGCAUGCCCAUGCUGACCCAUUACUGUGAGCAGCAGGCGUCCAGUGGAGCGCAGGAUUUUGACAAAGACAGAGCUUGGAAGGCAGUUGUGGUCCAAAUGGCCCCUUGAGCAGUCCCUUUGUACCUGGAGAGUUUGGAUGAGAAGUGUAAAAACAAACUUUGUAAGCUGUAAGCACAAAACAAUCCCGACAGAGCGUAAGAAGGAAGAAGGAAGAGGUUUAAAGAUGUGAACAGAGAAAAGAGGAGAAGAAUGGAAAGAUGAGAAUGAAAUCAGAAAAGGAAAAGAAACAGUUUUUAUGAUUUUAAUUAAUGUUUUUGAUUAAGCUCUUUUGUAUUCUGUGUUUUUAUGAUUGUUGUCGGUUAGUGAGAAGCGUCAUUGAGAAAAUUUCUCUGCUGUUUACUAAGCAUAAGUACCUUUAAACUGAUAUAAUUUAGAUACAAUCAAUAAUUGUUUGUUUUUAUCUUGAGUAACAUACAAUCAACAAUGGUGUGUUUUUAUCUUCAGUAACAUGAAGCUGUUUGAGCCUAAAUGUUCAUAUUUACCAUGAAUAUUUAACUUUAUUACACUGUAAAUACCUGAAUUAAUUCUCCUUUUAAUGAAGACCGUACAAUAGGACAAAUAUCAGGGUUGUAAAGUUAGAUAAAAAGUGUGUCAGUAUGUGUAAGUACAAUAAAUCCACGUCAUGCAUAUCA